Messenger RNA from Pieris napi, 1595 nucleotides. RefSeq lists its product as uncharacterized. The annotation marks the transcript as partial. The transcript has 2 exons. The record is from RefSeq and is a predicted model, not a curated record. NCBI's taxonomy places the organism in Eukaryota, Metazoa, Arthropoda, Insecta, Lepidoptera, Pieridae.
UUCAGUAUUGUUCUGGGUGUACGAUAUGAAAAUGAUGCAUUGGAAGAUAGAAAAGAUGGAGCGGAUUCAACUGAGUACAAUUCAUCAGAGGAACUAGCAACUAUUUUCAAAUUAGAUAAUAAAAAGGAACCUAAAACUGCGCCUGAAAAUACUACUAACUGUAAGAAAGAUAAUCGUACCGACCUUAAUUCCCCAAAGCUUGUUCGCACAAUGAAUCAACAUCUACGAAAAUUGUCGGUAGAUGAGAAUAUUGCUAGUCAAAGUAAUCCACUGCCAAAAAACGUAGUACCAUGGAGAGCCAAAAGGCAAAAUUCGCAAAGCGAUGACAAAGGCGGUAACACGAAGUCAAAGCACGAUUGGCACAACUCUGGCACGUUGAUGUUAGCUUGUUCCUACACCUUGAUGCUCUCCCAACAACUGGCAGACUUCGAUUGGCUGACGCUCCUCGGCUUGCUGUUGGCAAUUGUUACUAUUAUAGCUAUGCUAUUAAUUUAAUUUUGGGAUGAUCACUAAACAAAUGCUUAUAUAAGAAUGCUGUCAUAUGAUAAUUUAAGUUCUCUACUAGUUUUCAAUAAGAUUGUAAUCCACUUUUAAAACUAAACAUCAUACAUUUUGGUUAUUUAAAUGUUAUUGUACUAAUUUGAACAAAUAUUCAUCAAUAGUUUGUUUUGUGAUUAUUGUUAUGUUACCUUUAAUACAGUUUAUUUAACCUUAUUUUAACAAUAGUUUAAGUUGUUACUAAUUAAGUAUAGAUCCAGAAGCAGAUCCGCUUUGAUUUUUGAAUAAUCUGGCAUUUUAUAGUUGAAAAAACUUAUCAUCACAUUGUUAAUAUUGCACUACAAUAAAGAUUAAUAUAUUUGCAUAUACAUCACUAAUUAAAUACUAGCUCUUAUUCAUAAAAAAAUUAGUUUAAUUUCCGUUGUUAAAAUUCCUCGUCUCUUUUGGUCAAAUUUUUUAUACACUGUGAUGAGGCAAUCAAAUGCUUAUUAGAGCGCCAUUAUACUGAUUAUUUUUUUAUGAAUUAUGGGAUAGCACCCUGCCUAUAAAAGUAAUAUAAAUUGAUAUUUUUGUAUAUUUAGUAGACCCAAUUAACCAACUAUAACAUAUAAUAAUAUUUUUAUUUUCUGCAUCAAUUGAAUGUAAUAAUUAAAUUAGAAAUAAAUUAAUGUGCCUUAGAUAAUAAAUUGGACGACAUAAAUCUACAUGAUAUAAUUUUACAUUAUUUUAUUGACUUUAUUUGAUUUCUAACACUUGUAUUUGCUCAACAUAAGUGACAUAAAAUAAUGUUAACUGUGAUUUUAAUGUUAGAUAAAUUCUAAAAAAUUAUACAUAUAACAUUAAAAUUAAAUUAUAUUGAAAAUGAGACUGCCAAAUUGAUCAGAAAUUAUUUUAUUUUAAAAUGUAUUAUGAAUUGUUGCAUGAAACUUUUGCAUGUUUUUAUUAAAAUUUUGGUAAUGAUAUUUUGGACAUUUGAUUAAUAUACUUUACAUAAUCAAAUUUUAUUGACGUGAGGUAAAUAUAACGCCUUACAAUAAAAAAAAACAGAUUUUGAUUAAAAGGUGUUUCAUGUCAAUACAAAUAUUAUAAAACUUUGU